CUCCACUCCUUUCCUCUACGCGCAUACUCCACCAGGGCUUCCAAUUAACUCCCCCUCUUUCUUCCGAUAAUCAACCAAUAAUUGCUUCCACCGCCAUCAGGUACUUGCCUUCGACGUCUCGAUGGCCAUCUAAGAUCCGCAUUCGCCUUUUCGUUUCAGGAUUCAAGGGUGUUUUGAUCUUCGUUAGGGUUUCGAGAGUCGGUAGCCGUGGAAGGAGCGGCAUUUUGCCUGCGGCCGCCGAUCGAUUCGGGAUUCCUCUUUCUUUCUGGCGUUCGUGGUCAAAAUCCGCUAUUGCUGGAUUUCCGUUGCGUUUACUUGUAGAAAGGUCAUCGAGGAUAGAUUUAUGCUGAAUUGAUGGUGCAACUUUAUGUAACAUUGAGCUAAUAGAUACAAGCACAAGCAUCCACUUUCUUUUAAUUGAACCUAAGUCCACUCGCAACCCGACACCUGAACUGCAACUUAACAUGUCAAGUGGACAGCCUCCGGAAUCAGCUUCUCAACAACAUUGCAAACAAGAACCUGGAAUUCCAAUCAUAUUGCAGGAAACAGUUCAGAGAUACACUCCAGUAGAUGGAGAUACUGUGGUCUUUGAGUGUCUAAAAAAGGGUCAUAAUGUUGAUGAAAUUUGUACAAACGUCUCCAAACUUCCAUGUGCCAGUGACUUGGAUCCAUCCUUUGGUUCUACAAAACGUUUAAGUGGACAAGGUUCAACCACAGAAUUGUCACAGUUGAACAAGAAUCCAAACUUGAAAGAAAUUGGAGAAGAUAUGAAGGAAAUAUUAGAGCAGCACAACACGGAUAAUCACAGAGUUUCUGUGAAAGUCAGUGAUAGCAACAGUAGUUUGAGAAAGACUAGUGCAAGCACCAAGCUUAGUGAUCAGGUUGAGAGUGGGAAAAAUAGUAUGUGCAAAGCUAGUACAAGCAGUGAUGCAAGUAAUGAAAGCAGUUGUAGUAGCAUAGGCAGUAACAUUAACAAGCCUCACAAAGCAAACGAUUCAAGGUGGGAAGCAAUCCAGGCAAUGCGUGCUAAAGAUGGAGUUCUCGGUUUAAAUCAUUUCAGGUUGCUUAAGAGAUUGGGUUCUGGAGAUAUAGGCACUGUAUAUUUGUCAGAACUGAGUGGGACCAAAUGCUGUUUCGCUAUGAAGGUUAUGGACAAAGUAUCUCUUGCUGGUCGUAAAAAGCUGCUUAGAGCACAGACAGAGAGGGAGAUAUUACAAUGCCUUGAUCACCCUUUUCUUCCUACAUUGUAUACUGACUUUGAGACUGAAAAAUAUUCUUGUUUGGUGAUGGAGUACUGUCCAGGAGGAGAUCUGCACACCCUGCGGCAGAGGCAACCAGGAAAAUGUUUUUCAGAACCAGCAGUGAGGUUUUAUGUUGCUGAAAUCCUCCUUGCUCUGGAAUAUCUGCAUAUGCUUGGUGUCAUCUAUCGUGACCUGAAGCCAGAGAAUGUCCUUGUCCGAGAAGAUGGCCACAUCAUGCUCUCAGACUUUGAUCUUUCUCUUCGUUGUACUGUUAGUCCCACCCUCAUUAAAUCAUCAAAUACUACUUAUGAGCCUAGAAGAAACAAUCAUGGCUACUGCAUCCAACCUGGUUGUGUUGAACCAUCCUGCAUCCAGCCUUCCUGUGCUGCCCCCACUACAUGUUUCUUCCCUCGGUUAUUUCCCUCCAAGUCCAAGGUGCGGAAACAGAAGCUUGAGAUUGGAAAUCAGAUCAGUCCAUUGCCUGAGCUCAUUGCAGAACCUACUGAUGCUAGAUCCAUGUCAUUUGUUGGUACUCAUGAGUACUUGGCCCCUGAGAUCAUCAAAGGUGAGGGCCAUGGAAGUGCUGUUGACUGGUGGACCUUAGGUAUCUUCCUGUAUGAGCUUUUAUUUGGAAAGACUCCUUUCAAGGGUUCAGGCAACCGUGCUACAUUGUUUAAUGUGAUUGGUCAGCCCUUGAGGUUUCCUGAGUAUCCAGUUGUGAGUUUCUCUACUAGAGAUCUCAUAAGGGGAUUACUAGUCAAAGAGCCACAGCAUCGGCUUGCUUAUAAGCGUGGGGCUACAGAGAUAAAGCAGCACCCAUUUUUUGAGGGUGUUAAUUGGGCCUUGAUUAGAUGUGCAACCCCUCCUGAUGUCCCGAAACCCAUUAAGAUUGAGCAACACAUUGGGGCAAUGGCAUCAACUAGUCAGAAUGCUAACCCUACAUCUGAGAAAGGUUCAGAUAACUAUCUGGAGUUCAAUUUCUUCUAAUGGCGUAAUCUUGACUGGUGCAAUUGCCCUUGUCGACACUACUCAAUGCAUGCUCUCGAGUUCUAAGUGGUUUUAUAAAAAUCAUGCUGGUUGUAUUUCUCUUAUUGUACCAGGUCAAACUUCUUAAGUUGCAUAUAUUAUUCAUGGUUGGUUAGAUAUUUUCCUCUACUGUUCAUUAAUCUACAAAGCUUGCACGAGACAUUUCUAUUCGGCAAUUUUCUGCUAAAUAAUAGCUACUGAGUUUCUGGAUAAAAAUUCCCAACCACCUCGUGGGGUUUGCAAAUAUCUUAUUGUUUGGCAUUAUCCAGAUUCUCUGUUUUUUGGUGGGGAGAGACUCCAAGUUGAAAUUGAAACUUAAGACACAGGACCAAGUUCAGAAAAUCAGUACAUGGACUAUGUUCAGAAUCGAAUUAAAAUCUAGUGUGCAAAAUGAAAAUUUCCCUUGUAUGCUUGUAAAACUUCUCAUUGGAUUUCGUUGCGAAUGGAGAUCCGUAUGCAAUUUAAUUUCUGUUGAGCACUUCUUAAUAGCAUUAUGUUAUAUUCUCAGCAUCUUGGAGGCAGACAGUAUAGAAUCAUUUUACUUUCCUGUUUAUGAGCUCUCAACUGAAUUAACUCGGAUUCAAACAAACCUAAGAUGGUUAAUCUACGGGGUAGGCCAACCAGCUACAUGAACAGAUUGUAAACUUCCUAUUGCCGUAAGGUGUCUGCUUUGCUUAUACUCUUUUUUUUUCUGUAAAAAAGGAUCACUAUAUUUUCCUACAGAUAUGAGUUAACAGAAGCAGAUGUUUCUCUUUUGGCCAAUGUUUUAGGUGGAACAUUAACCCUUUUGGAAGAUAUGUUGGUUUGAAGGUACAUCUUUACACUUGAUAUUUCACUUUGAUGAGUUCUUUUCCAAUUUUAAUAUUAAUAUUUGCACUAAUGCCUGCCGGCAUGUGCAUCACCAACUUAUCACCACUAUAAGAUUCAAUCUGAGUGGUCAGAGCUUCACUUCGCUUUGUAAGUUGAUCCAAGGAGACUUUGUAAUCUCCUCAGAGAUGGUUUUUCUAGAAUCUAGUAUGAUAUUAGCAGCAGUGAUUUUGCCAAUAUGUCAUGGGCACAAGGUAUAUAUAUUUUAUUUCUAAAUCAAAAGUAUGGUUUAUAUUUUUUAUUCGUGAGAAGAUAAAAAGCAUGUCUUAAAGUAAAUAACCAUAUUACUUGUGGAUGUUGAAGGUGUGACAAAAUAUCAAGGAGUGAAUCUAAAGUGUUUUUACAAGUGCGUUUAUGUUAAUAUAUUAAUUUCAUUUUAUCACUGGUAUAUGCUCGCUUUCAUAUUAACAUUUUGUGCUAGGUAUCAUUUGUGAUCUAUAGAAUUGUAUGCCUACACCUGUUUAUGCUAAUGUAUUAAUUACAUUUUCCCUCAAUAUAAAAUCCUCUAACAUCUGGAAACAACCUCUUGUAAAAAGUAGGGUAAGGUUGCGUACAAUGGAUCUUUUCCCGAGACCUCGCAUAACGGGAGCUUUGUGCACUAGGCUGUCAUUUUAUUAAAUCCUCUAACAUGCUUGCUUUCAUGUUAAUUUUUAGUGCUAGGUAUCAUCUGAAAUCUAUAAAAUUGUAGUCCUACACGUACCUACUGACAGAUAAUUGGAAAUUCCGUUUGCAUGCAAGUUAAAUCUCACUUUAAUAAUCAUAGUUAUUAAUCCAAAUUUCAAGAAAACAAUAUUUAUUAUAGGGGUAUUCUAUAAUAUUAAAAUACAGAUAAGAUAACUAAUGUCAAAUAAGCCAAUUUUUAUAUAUAUAUAAAACCAUCUAAAUUAUCCUGAGAAGACGCAAAGUUGUUAUAUAGUUUAACCAUAUGUAUUCUUGGUUUGUUGGAGGUAGAGGGAGUUUUUAGUUCUCCUUGAUGCAUUUCUUGUUAGCAGGAUAUCGAUACGUUGAAUCUGUUCAGUUGCUUGCACAUGAUGCCUGUGCUACCUUUGUUUUCCAGGUGGUGAAGCCACUCUUACAACAAAGGACAAGAAGGUACAACUCCUGCAAGGUUGUAGCAGAGAUGAAUUGUUGAAGGUAAUGGGCUACAAUUCUCUAGAGAGGCUGCAUCUGAUGACCCCUUGGGCCAUUCCUCACCAAGAGCUCUAUGAUUACAUGAAGCAACAAGCUCUAGGCCUGGAAUAUGUGACAUUCCUGAAGCAAGGAUCCUUCCAUGUAGACGUGCCACGACCGAGCGGAACUAGUCAAGAUGAUAAAGUCCAAACGAAACUGUCUGAGGCUGCUUACAGGCACACUUCAAGACAUUGGCAAGAAACAUCCAUUGAACAAAAAAACAGAUGGCAACAUAGAAACGCAGCACAUCUCUAGGGUUGUUUUUUUUCUAAUGAAUAUGUGGUGUGUGCCUAUCAUAUAGUAUAUAAAAAUGUAUUUAUUUAUUUAUUUAUUUGUCAUGAUAUAUAAUUUCUAAUGCAUUUUUUUGCUUGAAAUAAUUAGAUGUAUUCUUUAUGUACAAAAAUUGAAUCAAUCAAUCAUUUUAAUAUUUUUAAAA
Zingiber officinale is the source of this 4740-nucleotide messenger RNA. Its product is annotated as serine/threonine-protein kinase D6PK-like. Gene Ontology annotation, biological process: protein phosphorylation. Gene Ontology annotation, molecular function: protein serine/threonine kinase activity; ATP binding. The record is from RefSeq and is a predicted model, not a curated record. Gene Ontology annotation, cellular component: cytoplasm; plasma membrane; nucleus. Lineage: Eukaryota; Viridiplantae; Streptophyta; Magnoliopsida; Zingiberales; Zingiberaceae. The transcript is spliced from 5 exons. Bases 465 to 2228 code for a protein of 587 amino acids.